GAUGGCGUCCUGCUAAGUCUGCUUAUAUAGUGCUCCGCUGACAAAUCUGCUUUUAACAGCUAAACUACGCUAUAUAUAAUUGUGCUACACGUAUUAGAAUCUACAUUUAUUUUACUGUGAAGUUACCUCUCAAAACUUUGAAAAUGAAAUCAGCAGCAGAUAAAAGGAAAGGAGGAGAGACACCGCGUGCUUCUCGUGUAUCUAGUAUCGUGGAUGUCCACAGCUACGCUUCUCCCGGGGAUACAUUUUUAUCUACACCGUUUCUUGAGAGCCCGGGUAAGCCGCCUUCAAAGAAAGGCAGAGCAGAGGAUGAUUCCGUGAUUUCCACGCUCUCUCAGCUAAUAAAUAACCGAUCGGAUGCCCUGGAGAAAAUGGUGGGUGAUAAUGCUCUGAAAAUUGAAGGUCUAAAGAAAACUGUUGACUAUAUCUGUGCCGAGCUUAAUGACGUUAAGGGGAAGGUUGGCCAUGUUGAAGCUAGAUUGAGCUCUGAGGAAAAGAAGAUGGAGUUCUGUGAGACAAGGAUUGCAGACUUAGAGCGUUACUCGCGUCGCUGGAAUUUACGCCUGCAAGGAGUGCCGGAGAAAGAAGGUGAAGAUAUCAGAGCUGAAUCCAUUCGUAUUUGUGUUGCCACUUUUCCAGAGGGAAGCAAAAUUCUACCGGAUAAGAUUGACACUGUUCAUCGCAUUGGGAAGAGGCCUUUGAAUACCUCUAGGCCGCGAGCCGUCAUUAUUCAGUUUUCCUCC
Molecule: messenger RNA, 743 nt
Organism: Sinocyclocheilus rhinocerous
Lineage: Eukaryota; Metazoa; Chordata; Actinopteri; Cypriniformes; Cyprinidae
Exons: 1
Source: RefSeq, a predicted model, not a curated record